Messenger RNA from Sclerotinia trifoliorum, 2712 nucleotides. NCBI's taxonomy places the organism in Eukaryota, Fungi, Ascomycota, Leotiomycetes, Helotiales, Sclerotiniaceae. The record is from the annotation of a GenBank genome assembly.
CCCAGACUUUCCUCUCUCCACUUUUAAGGAUCCUUAACUUUAAUCUAAAAAAAAUAUUCCCACCCACAUAUCAAACACCCAAAAACUUAACACCUAUCUGCCCUGACAAACACAAACCCUUCUAGACUCCACUCCCCCAAAUAACUAACUACAAUCCACCCCAUCUCAAUUCCCUUUUUCCUACCCUUAAGUCGUUCUAGCCCACCAUCCAGCACACGGCAAUUUACAAUAACGAACUCCUCUUUGAAAAUUUCAUGUCACAAUAUCUUCGAAUUCCUUCUUCCCAUCAACGUAUCGGAUUUAUUUCUUCUAUGUUGACGGCAGAAACCUCCUCAAUACAGUAGACGGACGCGUCAUCGCAAAAGUGUUUCCAUCUUCGAGGACAAGUCAACGUCCAGCCGCUCGUUACAAAAGCAUCGUCGGUUUUUAUUAGGAAGGAAUAGAGGCUGUGCCAAAAGGAAAACCGGUUUAGGAUCGGUUUCGAUUCGACCUUCAACUAUACAUACAUCUUUUCAAAUUACUUUUUGUAAUAAUUACCAUUAAUCGAUCUACGGCACACAGUGGAUAGUGUCCUUUUCUAACGACCUGGGGUCGACAUAAAUCCCCCUAUCUCAACAUUUUGUCCGCGAAACGAUCCUCAAUUAUCAGCAAUCACAAUGGGGUUUGUACAGAGGGUAAUGAAGCGCAUGCCUUCAUCGACACAAUUGCCAUUGGAUGAUGGGAAGGAGAAGUCAAAAGUCACAUCUAGAUUGGCAUUUUUCAGGCGGCCGCUCCGAUUAAAGGGCAAUUCCAGUAUUUCGAUACCUCUCGGUGUAGUUUUAUUAUUUCCAUGUAUUGUCGUUGUAUUGAUUUUGGUGCUUUUCGUCCGACAUCCUAAAUCAGGUGUCGGAAUUUUAAUGCCAGCUGGAGCACCACCAGCUAUCAGGUAUGUAAUUUUCUUCCCUUAUAUUGAGAUGCCAGGUCCACUAACUCUAUGUGUGACUAUAGGAGGAUCAGUGAACAACAUGACAAGGUAUUCGUGACGGGAUGCGCGGAGCCUGAUACGAGUCAACCAAGAGCCAAUGCAGCAUUCGUUGUGCUGGCAAGAAAUAAGGAGUUGGAGGGAGUUAUUCAAUCAGUGAAAUCUAUCGAAAGACAUUUCAACCGGUGGUAUCAUUACCCAUACGUUUUCCUUAACGACCAAGAAUUCAACUCGACAUUCAAAGAAGUUAUUCAAAACUAUACCAGUGCGCCGUGCGAGUUUGGAACUAUCGACCCUAAGCAUUGGGGAUUCCCGGAUUGGAUCGAUCCUAAAGUCGCCAAAGAAGGUAUUGCUAAACAAGGUGAUGCUGCCAUUAUGUAUGGCGGUAUGGAGAGUUAUCAUUCUAUGUGCAGAUUUUAUUCAGGGUAUGCAUUUAAUCCAGUAGCUUGAGCUUGAGGAGAAUGAAAAAUGCUGAUGAUACUAGAUUCUUUUACAAACAUGAGCUUCUGGCUAAAUAUGAGUGGUACUGGCGUUUGGAGCCAGAAAUCAAGUACUUCUGUGAUAUUACAUAGUAUGUUUUGUUUUCCUUCAGCAUGGUUGCAAAUAAAGCUGACGAAUUUUUAGCGAUCCUUUCCUUAAGAUGAUUGAUGCGAACAAGACUUAUGGUUUUACCAUUGCCGUCAAGGAAUUGAAGGAGACAGUUCCAAAUAUCUUCCGUUACGCAUCUGCAUACAAAAGAGUUAACAACAUUACAUCUCAAGGUUUAUGGGAGAUGUUUAUCGAACCUCCACCUGAAGAGCCAAAGGAGGUCCCUGAAGAUGAUCCAGCUUAUAAAAGACCAUUACCCGAGGAAAUUCUACGAGGUGAUCCAUCCCGCGCAUCUUUACCAGAAAUCGAUCCGGAAGCUAUGGAAGGAGAGAAGUACAAUAUGUGUCAUUUCUGGUCGAAUUUCGAAAUUGCUCGACUCAGUUGGUUCAGAAGUAAGGAAUAUGAGGAUUUCUUCCAAAUGAUGGAUCGCAGUGGUGGAUUUUGGAUGGAAAGAGUAAGUUAUUAUCUAGGGGAUGUUUGACUAAAACUAACAACAACACAGUGGGGUGAUGCACCCAUCCAUUCUUUGGCCGCCGGCGCUCUUCUCGCUCCUCGCGAUAUCCAUUACUUCCGUGAUUUUGGCUACAGGCAUACAACGAUUCAGCAUUGUCCAGCAAACGCACCCGCACGCCAGAGAGCGCGCGAGCCUUUUCUAGAAAAGACUACACUGGACGAGAGGAAACGAAAGGAAGAAGAUGAGUACUGGGAUAAUUGGGAUCCUGUAAAGGAGAAUGGAGUGGGAUGUAGAUGUAGAUGCGACACGGAUAUUGUGGAUGUAGAGGGAAAACAGGGAAGUUGUUUGGCAGAAUGGGUAGAUGUUGCAGGAGGUUGGGCUAGUCCUUGAGAGGAUCAAUUGAACAAUGAGCGUUAGGAUAGGAUGUAUUGAAGGAUGCUAUGUCAUGCCACGAUUGAUGUAGGAAGUGAAAUGAUUUCUGAAGGAACCCUGAGGAUGAAAACGGGAAUGAAUGGCGGAUGACGAAAUGAGGAACUGGUGGCAGGGGAAAUGCAAAUGAAAAUGGAAAUGGAAAGAAUUGGUUGGGAUUGUAAAGGAUGUGAUGUUGCAUAUUAUCUUUUUUUAACUGUUCAUUAUUCAUGAUGAGAAACACAAAAUUGGUUCCUGGUCUGAUUGAUUUUUUUUCUCUUUUUGGUUUUGUGAAAUUUUU